Erigeron canadensis is the source of this 2070-nucleotide messenger RNA. RefSeq lists its product as uncharacterized. The transcript is spliced from 2 exons. The record is from RefSeq and is a predicted model, not a curated record. NCBI's taxonomy places the organism in Eukaryota, Viridiplantae, Streptophyta, Magnoliopsida, Asterales, Asteraceae. The coding region runs from base 1 to 2070 and encodes 689 amino acids.
AUGCAGAAACUUACUAAAACGGUUGAAGCAAAUCAGGAAUUUACUCAAGCACAAUUUAAAAUCUUGGAGUCCAGGAUCACAGAAAAUGGGCCCCAGAUUACUCCAAGAAAUUUGUUUGCAACUCCAGUAUCAUCUGCACUUCCUGGAUUUGCGCCAUUCAGCACAACGAUCCCAACUGCAUCCCGAAAUUUUGGGAGUAAUAUCCCACAAAAUACGCAGGCUGCUGGGACAUCUGCUAAUGCAGGAUCAGGUUUACCUAAUGAGAAUAAUUUUACUAGAUCAUUCGGUUAUACUAACCCAUUGCAUGAACAAGGAACAAAUGAAUAUAUCGCAAGAGAAUUUCAGAUGAUUAAGGAAAUGAUCUCAAGUGUUCCUGGAUUUUGCAAUCCAAUUCCAAAAGUCAAUCCUGCUUCUUAUCUCAUCAAUAUAUAUGGUGAUAGGAUUGCGAAUGUGGAAAUUCCAAAGAAAUUCCAUGUGCCAAACAUGAAGCCAUACAACGGAACUGCUGAUCCACAGGAACAUAUCGCAUUAUAUUUGGAGAAAAUGGAGACUGUGUCCAUUCCCUACAACCUGAAGGAAGUAUGCUUGUGCAGAAGCUUUGGUUCCACAUUAUCUGGCUCAACCUUAAAAAUGGCUGCAGAGUUUGCCCCUCGAUCCAUAAACUCUUUUGCUGAUUUAACUAAUUUAUUUUACAGUCAUUUUUCAUGCAGUAGAACUUUUGAGAAAUUAACUGACGACUUAUAUAAAAUUACUCAAAAACAACAUGAAUCACUUAGAGAUUUUAUGACUAGGUUUACUAAAGAAUCUCUUAAUAUUCCUAAGUUAAAUAUGUUAACUGCUAUUCAAGCUUUGCAGAGAGGUCUCCAUCAGGGAUCCAAGUUCCAAGAGGAUUUCAUCAUGACACCAUGCGGAAACUUGGAUGAAGCAAAAGCAAGAGCAGCAAGGUUCACCAGACUAGAAGAAAACGAACUGACAACAGCAAAACUGGAAGCUUUGUCUUAUGAUCGACCGAAUCGCAAGACUGAGACUCCAGUCUUCAAGCCAAGGCAUAAACCAUAUACAAGACAUGUUCAGAUUCAAUUUGGUGCUGUUGAAGAAGAAGAAGGGGUUGAGUACCCUGCGCUAUCAACAUAUUGCUUCACUGUUGGCAUACCUGGCUUGAUAAUGGCCUUGAGAAACCUUGGAGAUAAGGUCAGAUGGACACAAAAGAAAAAUAAUGAUGGCUACUUCAAGAAGAAGGAUACCAGCCAAUGGUGUGCCUACCAUGAAGACUUUUGUCACAUCACUGAAGAUUGCAAAAUGCUAAGAAGAGAGAUUUGCAUACUCUUAUCCAAUGGGUAUUUGACAGAGUUGAUGGGAAGAAAGAAGGCUAAAGACGUUGAAGGCAUGGAUCUCACCAAGCCGAAACCUGCCCAAAAAGCGGAUUCUCCACCAGCAAAUGCUAAAGUAAUUAACACUAUUUCUGGUGGGUCAGAAGUUUGUGGAACCAGUUAUUCAGCAGCCAAAGGAUUUGCAAAGCAAAAUAAGGCAGAAAAAAGGGAGAAGAAUGUGAAGAAGGCUUCUAUUUCGGACUUAGAUACUAUCUCCUUUGAAGAUGACGACUUUGAUGACAUUAUAGAGCCCCAUCAUGAUGGUUUGGUCGUUACUCUCUUUAUUGCUAACCACUAUGUUCGCAGGAUUUUGAUAAAUAAUGGAGGCUCUGUGAAUAUAAUCAAAUUGGAAACAUUAAGGAGAAUGGAUAUUUCUGAAGACAACAUUAUUGGCAAAAUAUCUCCACUAAUUGGUUUCAGUGGAGAAACCAAAUAUACUGUAGGAGAGAUCAAAUUGCCAGUAUAUGUUGAAGGACUGAACUCCAUGCAGAAAUUUUGUGUGGUGGAUGUUCUCCCAGGUUGCAAUAUAAUCCUAGGAAGACCAUGGAUUCACGAAAUGAGGGUGGUACCAUCGACAUACCACCAAUGUGUUAAGAUUUCAACACCUUGGGGGGUGGUUACUGUCAAAGGUGAUCAACAAGAGGCAAAGGAAUGUUAUACAUCAAGCAUGAAGUCAACAGCAAAGCCUACUGCCCAAUAG